GAAAGCGACCAGCAUGUCGACUGGCAGUACAGCACUAGCAGCGCUAUUUCUCUGCUUAGCCGCGGAGGACGCUUUAGCCAAUGCGAUCACGGUUAUUACGUCUCGUGUAGUACGUCACCCCGAGGUCCCGUGCGCCCUGACUCUGAUACCACCACUCUUCCAACGUGCUGACAAUGAUUCAGCCGUCUACCCACCGCGCUUGUUCGUGUUUGGCACUACCGAUUGGCUGGAUGAGUUUUUACGUCGAUUUCCAAGCGUUGCUUCGAUUUAUCUGUGCACAACAACGGAAGAAAACGUGGAAGAGCCUGUGGACUUUCUUCUGGCCGAGAUGAUGCCGUCUGCAUCCAUCGUGCUCCGCAUCGGUGGCGAUGAAAGCCCACUGCGUGUUCCUCUUAGAGUGCGCCUCAUCAAUUGGGUGUCAUUCGAUUCGGACGACCAGGCCGAUAUUCUCAUGUCUGAAUUAUCGGUCGAGGACACGUGCCAUAAAUUCUUUCACGUGUUUGUAACGGCACGUCAGAGGGGGACGACGCACGUCUUUCACAUACCAAUGCCUUGCUCAUUGGGGGUAGCAACCGAUACUAUCAAAAGAUUGGUGGGCGUUUGGACGCCCGGCGCUGGCUGGCCGGCCCCGAACGUGUCUCUGUUCCCACCGUUAUGCGCAUCCUGGCGGCCCCCUCCGAACGGAGCACCUCUAAUCGCCGAUUUGUCUAUAUACCAUCCGUACCGACCCACAAUCCGUAGUUUCACAGGGUCAGAGGUGUCUGAGGUACUGCGAUUGCUGAGACACACCUACGGUUUAGAGUUUGAGACAAGGUAUAAUAUUGCACUUGAAGAGAUGGGGCCGUUGGGGGCAGCAGACGCGUGCCGCCUCAGCUUACAAGCGUUUCCGGUACGGGCUCAGAUUCGUGACGUAAAUUUUGUGAUUCACGCCGAACUAAGUUUGUUUCCUUGGGUGCUUGAUGACUGGAUUUGCGUAGUGCCUGCCGGUGCAGGUAAACCACGCCCUGUGUUGUACCCCUUAACCGCCGAGUACACGCCCGCAGUUUGGGCUGCCCUUUUGGCUGCUGUCCUCACCGUGGUGGCCUGUCUGUACCUCAUGCGUCACGACGAGAGUGUCCAGGAGCUGUUCCUCCAGGCGCUCUCGCCUCUGCUGGGGCAGCCGUUGGACGACAGGUGGGCUGGGCCGCAGGUAGCCGUCCUCGGAGGGUGGCUGCUUACCUGCUUGGUUGUGGUUGCCGGCUAUAAAGGGGAGCUCUUACGGCUCAUCGCCACCCAAAACGGAGAGAUAAACUCCUGGCAGGACUGGCUGGAAAGUGACUUAGAUUUACUGUUAAAGCAUCGUGAUCAAGCAUCGGAAUACAUUGCUAAGGGUUUAUAUGGUUUGACAGAAAGUAGAGUGCUUCCUUCAUUUUUUAUAAAUGAAAUCAAUACAAUGCCAUUCGCGUGGACAGUUUGCAUUGAACGUGUUGCGGUUGGGAAGGAUGUUAGCUUUAUAAUAAGCAAGUAUAUUUUUGACGUUUUAAUCCGGGACAAAUCGGUGGAAGAAUUUUUAAGUCAGAUACACACUUUUUCGGUGCCUAUUGCCCCAGAACUUAAAACUAGUUUCGUGGCCACGAAGGGGUCUCCGUUCGAAGCGCCUCUUCGAAAACUUUUAGGACUUAUUCAAGCGGCGGGGGGCCUUAAUCAUCAUCGUAAUUAUAAAAAAAAUCUCCCUCGGGAUUCGAAACACAAACCAUUUGCCCUAACUAAUGUAAUGCCUGUCUUUGCUGCUUACAUCGCCGGUAACGUGUUUGCAGUGUCAACUUUGUUACUUGAACUUCUUCUGCCAACUCUUAGACCAUUUUGGUCAUAUUUUUUUCCGCGAAAGCCUGAAAAGCAGACCCGUUCUCCCGCCAAGCGGGGUUGUCAGCUCCAUUAUGCUGGCAACUCCAUUCGGCAUGGUGGAGCACAGAGCAGGGUGGAGCCCUGCGUCGAGCGAGCUGCGCGAGCAAGUCCCAGUGAGACGAACCGAACUGCACUUUUGUUUAGCACUGUUAUGGCUAGUGCCUUUACAAAGGCACUAAGCUCAUAA
Messenger RNA from Frankliniella occidentalis (western flower thrips), 2071 nucleotides. RefSeq lists its product as uncharacterized. The coding region runs from base 14 to 2071 and encodes 685 amino acids. The record is from RefSeq and is a predicted model, not a curated record. Lineage: Eukaryota; Metazoa; Arthropoda; Insecta; Thysanoptera; Thripidae. The transcript is spliced from 4 exons.